Molecule: messenger RNA, 417 nt
Organism: Brugia malayi
Lineage: Eukaryota; Metazoa; Nematoda; Chromadorea; Rhabditida; Onchocercidae
Gene: Bma-snb-2
Exons: 4
Coding region: 1-417 (138 amino acids)
Biological process (GO): vesicle fusion; vesicle-mediated transport
Cellular component (GO): SNARE complex; plasma membrane
Molecular function (GO): SNAP receptor activity; syntaxin binding
Source: RefSeq, a predicted model, not a curated record
AUGAUAAAGGUUAAAGUGGAAGCUUUGAUUUGUUACCAUUGUAUUUUGAGUGAUAAAUCAAAGCAGGUUAAAAUGGAAUCCUUUAGUCUUCCGGUAACUUAUAUUGGUAGAGUAACAACACUAGAUUCAAACAGAGUUCAGAAAAUCCAAAGGGAGCUUGAAGAAGUAAUAAAAAUUGUUCGAAGUGAUAUCGAUCGUAUCAUUGAGCGUGAAGGUCGGCUGAAGAAUCUAACCGUACGCGCCGACGAGAUGGAAGCUCGAGCAGGACAGUUUUCACGCAAGGCAAUUCAAGUUAGACGUAACAUAUGGUGGCGUGGUGCACGUCUGACGAUUACCAUCGUUUGUACUUGUAUGCUCUUCGUCGUCGGUAUCAUUGUUCUUUCGAUAAAUGCGAAGAAUAAUAAUGACUCUCCGUAA